AGGAAUUGAUUAUGGAUUAAGUUUACCACUUGGAGAAGACUAUGAACGGAAGAAACAUAAAUUAAAAGAAGAAUUGAGGCAAGACUAUAGACGCUAUCUUACUCAGCCAAAGAGUCAAAUAAAUAAAAACCCUAUUAGUCAAGGUAAAUCUGACCUACCUCCACAAAUACAGACUUCAUACACACAUUCCAAGGCACCAACAUAUGAAGAGCUUCUCAAACAAAGACGGCGAGAGGAGGGCAGAUACCAACAACUAGAUGAUGAAAUUGAAUUGGUGAAUAGAAGACUUCUUAGACAGACAAAUGAAGAAGUUGGCGUUUCUGGUACAAAACGAAGCUUUGCCACUGAGACUGGUGCUCGGGAGCGAAGAGGUGGAAGGGUUAAUGAGGAGCCUGUGCUUGACAGACAGCACUGUAGAUCUGACUGGGAUCCUGCCACAAAUGAAGAGAUGGAUGAGAGGUUUAGGUUUGAAAGUGACUUUGAUAGAAAACUUCUGAGAGUAUAUCCACGUGACAGGACACUUGGAAACAGACAAGUGUGUGUGCCUCCUGUGGAGAAUGAGUCUGCUGUCACAGAGCAGUCAAACAACCAGAUUUCAUCUGCUGGAAAUACAAGUGUUCAAGAUAACCAACCACCCAGAUCUGCUGAUUGUGGUGCUUGUAGUCCCUUUGCGGGGAUGCUUUUUGGAGGCGAAGAUCGAGAACUUAUUCGGCAAAGGAAAGAGCAGUAUAGGCAAGAGCUCCUGGAACAGAUGGCUGAGCAGCAGAGGAAAAAGAAACGAGAAAAAGAUUUACGUCUUUCAAAUAUGUGUCCUGAUGUACAAGACCCUGAAAAAUCGCCUGAUAGAGUAAAGCAGUUUAGUUUGACACCAAGACCCUUUGAAGAGAUGAUACCACCUGAGAGACCCAGAGUAGCUUUCCAGACACCUCUCCCUCCUCUCUCUGCCCCGUCAGUCCCACCCAUCCCGUCAGUUCAUUGCGCCCCUUCUCACAAUGAAGACUUGUACAAUGGACUCAACUGCACCCUUGGUGAAGUGGUGCAUCCCAGGGUAGUGCCUCUGCCUCCACCUCCUCUGCUGCCCCCUCUGGCGCCCCAUCUGGCGCCCCCUCUGGCGCCCCAUCUGGCGCCCCAUCUGGCGCCCCAUCUGGCGCCCCAUCUGGCAGCUAACUAUCGAACGCCUUAUGAUGACGCUUACUAUUUCUAUGGUGCCAGAAACACACUGGAUCCCAGUAUUGCUUAUUAUGGUUCAGGAGUGAUUGGAGGACAGCCUGCCCCUCAUAUCUCUGCCCCUCUCACUCACCAUGUAGCACAGCCUGUUGCGGAUACUGUUGGACAGAAUGACCAGAAACUUUUAAGUGAUCGACUGAUGAAUUCAGGACUGAUCUUUGAAGAUAAACCAAAACCUUCCAAACAGUCACUUCAAUCUUACCAAGAAGCUUUGCAAGAGCAGAUUCGGGAAAGAGAAGCAAGAAGGAAGAAAGAACGUUUAGAAAAAGAAGAAUAUGAAGCUAAACUGGAAGCAGAAAUGAGAAUUUACAACCCCUGGGGGAAGGGCGGAGGUGGUGCUCCUCUCAGAGAUGCCAAAGGAAAUCUGAUAACUGAUUUGAAUAGGAUGCACAGACAGAAUAUAGAUGCCUACCAUAACCCAGAUGCAAGAACAUGUGAAGAUAAAAGGGCUGUUGUAUCUAUAGACCAAAAUUUAGCCACUUCAAAUGCUGAGAACCUAGAAGAUUCUGCAAAUAAAAACUCAGGUCCUGUGCAAACACAGAGCUCUCCUUUUGCCCGUGGAAACACAUUCAGUGAGCCACCCACUGAACUUCAGAUCAAACAGCAAGAAUUAUACAAGGAUUUUCUUCGUUUUCAGAUUGAGGAGAAGAAACAAAGAGAAGAGGCAGAGCGUGAGAGACUGAGAGUUGCAGAAGAGAAGGAAGAAAAGCGGCUUGCGGAGCAGAGGGCAAGGAUUCAGCAAGAAUAUGAGGAGGAGCAGGAGAGGAGAAGGGAAAAGGAGGAGGAGCAAAGACUAAAAAAUGAAGAACUCAUUCGGUUAGCUGAAGAGAGACGAAAAGAAGCAGAAAGAAAGAAGAAAGAAGAGGAAGAAAAGCAUAACUUGCAACUUCAGCACUAUUAUGAGAGAGAAAAUACGGUUGGAGAUGAAACAAAGUAUUUAAGACAGCCUUCUCCUGUAGUCCCUGCUCUUCAGAACAAAAUUACAAGCAAACUCCAAAGACCUCCUUCAGUCGACACCAUCAUAAGUUCCUUCAUUCGUGAAAGCUCUAUGUCCGGGGCACAGUCUCCCCCUGUACCUGCAAGGAAGAAUCAACUCCGUGCAGAAGAGGAGAAAAAAAAUGUAAUUAUGGAGCUAUCAGAAAUGAGGAAGCAGCUGCGCAGUGAAGAGAGGCGUUUGCAGGGACAGCUGCUGCACUUGGACAGUGAUGAGGAGAUCCCACUCAGGAAGAGAGAAAGGAAUCCCAUGGACAUAUUUGACAUGGCUAGACAUCGGGUACAAGCUCCUGUCAGAAGACCGUCACCAAAGGGCUUGGAUGCUACUGCUUUUCAGAAUAUUCAUGACUUCAAUGAGCUCAAAGAGAGAGAUUCAGAAACACGAGUGGAUCUGAAGUUAUUGUACCCAGAUCCUCCACGUGAUCGUCACACCUUAGAGAUUCAGCAGCAGGCCCUGCUACGAGAGCAGCAGAAGAGGCUCAAUAGAAUGAAAAUGCAGGAAAGUGCGGGAGGCGCUUAUGGCGAGACAUACCCUGCCAUUGAUGAGGAUGCCUUCCCUCCACCGUCACAGCUUCCCUCUGCACGGGAGCGCAGGAGGAACAAAUUGAAAGGAAUCGAUUUUGAUAAUAGUCGGCUCCCCAUGCCACCAGGUGGUCUCUCUUUAAAAUCUGUCUCCAGUGUAAAUGUCGAUCAGCUUAGAACGAGAAAUGAAGACAGACUGAGGAGACUGAAUGGGCAUCAGAAGAAACCCACUAACACAGAUGACGAGAGUUCUUUGGUUGAUCCUGAUGACAUCAUGAAACAAUUGGGUGAGGAUGGAUCCAACUCUGUAGCAACUGAGCCCUGGCUCCACCCCAGCACCUCUGAAACUCUGAAACAGUUCAUGGCAGAGCAGCUUAAUGAGGAACAGCAGGUCCCUGGAAAGCCAGGCACUUUCACUUGGCAGAGCUUGUCUGCUGCACAUGCUUAAUUUAAAAUAAACCCUCCCUGGACCAGCAGUGCCUUUUACAGUGGAAGGAAUGUUCAAUCGGUAUCUUGAAUGUCUUGCUUAUGGCCCUACCUAAAUAUUAUUUAUGUUCUAUCUAUAUAUAAAGCAUAUUUUUCCUAUUAUGAUACAUGUUAUAUGUAUAUAUAAUGUACAUAAAAAUCCCUGAUUGAUUUAUAACAUAAUUGUAUAGAAUUAGCUUUGCAAUUUUGCUGUGGGUGGUGAUGAACUCUAGAUUCAGCUGCCACAUGUGCAUUAAAUUCUGCUUGCCAUUAAGAGAUGGUAAAUGAAAGUGUUAACAGUACUGUGAAACACAAUACAUUUUUACUAGCACCCUUGCUACUGUUAGCUUUGUGUUGAAACAAUUCAUAGUGAAUACACCUGCUGUGGCUGUGAUUAUUUCAGUGGCUAUGUACACGAGCAACUCAAACAAGCUACUCAUUUUCAUGACCUUUGUAACUACAGAUUCUAUAGGAGUCAAGGGAGUUGUGACCAUUUUACCUCCAUGAGCCAUGACUAAAUGUUACAUCUUUCUGCCUCCAUUUUAUUUUUGUGUUGAUGAAAGCACAGACUCACUCAGUUACUAAUUUAUCUGAUUUCACUAUUUCUUGAUACAAAUAAAGUUUUAUUUUUAUUAACUACCAA
This is a messenger RNA of Cricetulus griseus (Chinese hamster), 3850 nucleotides long. Lineage: Eukaryota; Metazoa; Chordata; Mammalia; Rodentia; Cricetidae. The record is from RefSeq and is a predicted model, not a curated record.